AUGAGUUAUAUGAAGAAAGAUGAGGACGCCGACCAGACUAUGAUCAAGCUGGAUCGCACCUCCGUGUUCCAAGAUGCACGGUUGUUCAAUACCUCGCCGAUCUCCCCUCGACAAUGCCGUACCCUCCUGACCAAGAUUGCGGUGCUCCUGUUCACCGGGGAGCAAUUCCCGACGAACGAGGCCACCACCCUUUUCUUCGGUAUCUCGAAAUUGUUCCAGAACAAGGAUCCCUCGUUGCGACAGAUGGUCUACCUUAUCCUGAAGGAGCUGGCAAACACCGCAGAGGAUGUGAUCAUGUCGACUAGUAUUAUCAUGAAGGACACCGCGGUCGGUAGUGAUGUUGUCUACCGUGCGAAUGCCAUCCGUGCCCUGUGCCGCAUCAUCGAUGGUACUACGGUACAAGGAAUUGAGCGUUUGAUCAAGACCGCUAUUGUCGACAAGACCCCGUCUGUUUCCUCCGCCGCCCUGGUCUCCUCCUACCACCUCCUUCCGAUCGCCCGCGAUGUUGUCCGCAGAUGGCAAAGUGAGACGCAGGAAGCCGCUUCGUCUUCGAAGCAGUCGACCGGCUUCCUUGGUUUCGGCGGCAGCUCCCAGGCCCAUGCCAUCUCUCAGUCCAACUUCAUGACCCAGUACCAUGCUAUUGGUCUCCUGUACCAGAUGCGCUCGCACGACCGGAUGGCUUUGGUUAAGAUGGUCCAGCAGUAUGGCGCUGCCGGUGUGGUGAAGAGCCCCGCUGCGCUGGUCCUGCUGGUGCGGUUAGCGGCCAAGCUGGCUGAGGAAGACCCGGGCCUGAGGAAGCCUAUGAUGCAGAUGCUUGAUGGCUGGCUCCGACACAAGCACGAGAUGGUCAACUUCGAAGCGGCCAAGGCUAUCUGCGACAUGCGCGAUGUUAGCGACGCCGAGGCCUCCCAGGCGGUCCAUGUCCUGCAGCUGUUCCUGUCCUCUCCCCGGUCGAUCACCAAGUUCGCCGCGAUCCGUAUCCUCCACAACUUUGCCAGCUUCAAGCCGCACGUGGUGAAUGUGUGCAACCCCGACAUCGAGUCGCUGAUCUCGAAUUCCAACCGCUCCAUUGCCACCUUUGCGAUCACCACCCUGCUCAAGACGGGCAACGAGGCCAGCGUCGACCGCCUGAUGAAGCAGAUCUCUGGCUUCAUGGCCGACAUCACGGAUGAGUUCAAGAUAACCAUUGUUGAGGCUAUCCGGACGCUCUGCUUGAAGUUCCCCAGCAAGCAGGCUGGCAUGCUGGCUUUCCUGAGUGGAAUCCUGCGGGAUGAGGGUGGCUACGAGUUCAAGCGUAGCGUUGUUGAGAGCAUGUUCGACCUGAUCAAGUUUGUUCCCGACAGCAAAGAGGAUGCGCUUGCUCACCUCUGCGAGUUCAUCGAGGACUGCGAAUUCACGAAGUUGUCCGUCCGUGUCCUGCAUCUUCUCGGUGUGGAAGGCCCCAAGACUUCGCACCCUACCAAGUAUAUCCGCUAUAUCUAUAACCGGGUGGUUUUGGAAAACGCCAUUGUUAGGGCUGCCGCUGUCACGGCUUUGGCUAAGUUUGGUGUGGGACAGAAGGACCCCGAAGUCAAAUCGAGUGUCUCUGUUCUUCUCACUCGCUGCCUGGAUGACACCGAUGACGAGGUCCGUGACCGUGCUGCUCUCAACCUUCGGUUGAUGUCUGAGGAGGACGAGGCCGCGUCGGCGUUCAUCAAGAACGAUUCCAUGUACUCGCUUUCUACCUUUGAACAUCAGCUCGUCAUGUACGUGACGUCAAACGACAAGUCAACAUUCGCCGCCGCAUUCGACGUGGCUACGGUCCCCGUCGUUACGCAGGAACAGGCCUUGGCCGAAGAGCGGACCAAGAAGCUCACGACCGCAACGCCCACGCUCAAGGCUCCGUCGACCGGACCUCCCAAGGGCAAGGCCAACGGUGUGGCCGAGGCCGCUACUGCCGCUGCCACUCAGAAGUACGCCGAGCAGCUCAUGCAGAUCCCCGAGCUCAAGGAAUACGGAACGCUGCUCAAGUCCUCUGUCCCCGUCGAACUUACCGAGAGCGAGACGGAAUACGUCGUCACGGCAGUCAAGCAUGUCUUCAAAGAGCACAUUGUCAUCCAAUACGAUAUCAAGAACACCCUUCCCGAUACUGUGCUGGAAGACGUAACUAUCGUUGCGGCGCCGUCCGAGGAGGAUGUCCUGGAAGAGGAAUUCAUCGUCCCUGCACCCAAGCUUCCCACCAACGAACCCGGCAUCGUGUAUGUUACGUUCAAGAAGCUUGCCGGCGAGAACAGCGUUGCUGUCGCCUCGUUUACGAACGUCUUGAAAUUCACCAGCAAGGAAAUCGACCCCACGACCGGCGAGCCCGAGGAGGGUGGAUACGAGGACGAAUACCAGGUGGAAGACUUGGAACUUACGGGCAGCGACUAUGUCAUUCCUACAUUCGCCGGCAGCUUUGACCAUGUUUGGGAACAGACCGGUGCCAACGGUGAGGAAGAGAGCGAAACCUUGCAACUCAGCAACAUGAAGGGUAUUUCAGAUGCUACGGAACAACUCAUCUCCACGCUCUCCCUGCAGCCCCUUGAAGGCACGGAUGUGGCACUGAGCAACAGCACCCACACUCUCAAGCUGUUCGGCAAGACCGUGUCGGGCGGCCGAGUGGCAGCUCUGAUCAAGAUGGCAUUCUCCAGCAAGGCCGGCGUGACAACGAAGAUCACCGUCCGGGCCGAGGAAGAAGGCGUCGCGCCUGCCGUGAUCGCAUCCCUGACUUGA
Molecule: messenger RNA, 2751 nt
Organism: Aspergillus melleus
Lineage: Eukaryota; Fungi; Ascomycota; Eurotiomycetes; Eurotiales; Aspergillaceae
Gene: SEC21
Product: coatomer subunit gamma
Exons: 6
Coding region: 1-2751 (916 amino acids)
Biological process (GO): intra-Golgi vesicle-mediated transport; protein secretion; intracellular protein transport
Cellular component (GO): COPI vesicle coat; endoplasmic reticulum-Golgi intermediate compartment; Golgi membrane
Molecular function (GO): structural molecule activity
Source: RefSeq, a predicted model, not a curated record